Molecule: messenger RNA, 11512 nt
Organism: Porites evermanni
Lineage: Eukaryota; Metazoa; Cnidaria; Anthozoa; Scleractinia; Poritidae
Source: the annotation of a GenBank genome assembly
AUGGACCGUCGAUAUUUAUAUGUUUUCAUAUUUCUGGCUGUCUGUGGGAAUUUUCGACGAAAAUCGUCAGUGGCUGGCGAUAGUUUUGCAUCCAUAGCACAACUCGAGAAAAUUGUGAACUUAGAAAUUCAACUGGGUGAAAGUUUGGAAAGAUUUCUCGAGCAGGAGAAUAAACGAUUGCAAGAGAUCAAACAAUUCGCGAAACGCGUAAAAGAAGCCACAGAACUAGUUAAGAAAGAUGGAAUGAAAGUUCUCGAAAAUCCGACUGCAACAUAUGCUGUUAUAAAACGCUUUGCAAACGGAUGGACAGAGUUGGCAGGAUUUUUAAGCAAGGAUUACUCUCAGAGUAAGUAAAUAACUAACAAUUAAUUUAAUCAGGUUGAUUGACCCAAUUUGAUUAGAUCAAUCGUUGUGCUAAAUUGCUCUUGAAUAAUAACAGCAAUACUAAACAAUUAAUUUAAACUAGACCCUGGUACAGUGUCUGCUAUCAAAAUGGUCGUUUGAAAUUAGCUGUCCGGCUGAUCCGCGCGUUUUCCACGCUAUUCACGCAUAGGCAAAUAAUAUGAUUCCAUUUCCUGAGUUCUGUUUCUUAGCAUAUGCUGUCAUCCAGACUAAAUUUUUAAAAAAGACCUUUUCUUUGAAAUAAGAUCCCAAAGAAAAUAGUGUUCGAUUUCCUUCGAACCACCUGAAGUAAUCUUACUACUUGGGUAGCUUGUGCCAGGCUCUCAGAUAGUAGGGACGCUGGAUGUUGAAAUAAGAUGCGCGUGAUCUGGGAGGUAGCGCACGUGUUUACGAUUCUCUCUCUGAACUCUCUUUGCCCAUACUAACACCGCGGCAAAACGCAAUGCGCAUGAGCACAAAAUUUAAUAUCCGGUCAGCUUUUUAUUUCCGGUCUAGUAUAUAAACCAAUAGCGUAAGCAUAACUUUGCCGUCGCGCCAAGUUUAAAAGCAAAAAGGGCGAAACAGACAAAAAAGGGGGCCCAAAAAAUCACUUCAUUCGAAAGCUUAUAUAUUUUUCUAUUCUCAAACUUUUGCACCACAUGGUUAUCUGUUUGCACCAACGGUGAAAAUCAUGUUUGAAGUUCGCAGUAGCUCGCGAGCGCUCGACAAGACGAAUUUGUUUUUACUGGCUUUCUUGCAUGCUACUGGUUUGGCAUAAGUUAAUUUGGGAGAAGGCGACAACUAAGAAAAGAAUAACAAUACUUAUGAAAGAAACCAAAAUAAAGACGUCAUCAUUAUCAUAAANCGUUUGAACUUAGCUGUCCGGCUGAUCUGCGCGUUUUCCACGCUUUUCACGCAUGGUCAAAUAAUAUGAUUCCACAGUCCUGAGCUGUGUUUCCUAGCGCGUGCUAUCGUCCAGACUAAAUUUAAACAGACCUUUUCUUUGAAAUAAGCUCCUAAAGAAAAUAGUAUUCGAUUUCCUUCGAACCACCUGAAUUAAUCUUCCUACUUGGGUAGCCUGUGCCAGGAUCUCAGAUAGUAGGGACGCUGGACGUUAGAAUACGAUGCGCGUGAUCUGGGAGGUGGGGCACGUGUUUACGAUUCUCUCUCUGAACUCUCUUUGCCCAUACUAGUCUUUCUCAAAGUCCUUUGCAUGUCAUUUCCGGUUCCGGUAGUAGGGUCCAGCGCGAAGGACGGGGAUGGAGCUUCCGCUCUCUCGCUUCCUCCGUUACCGCACAAAAAGUAAUUAAAAUCUCCCUAGACUGCGAGCAGUCUCUCUUUUUCUUCAGAUUUACUAAGGGGAGUGCACGCGCGCGCGAGCGUUGCGCCUUCAGUCAUGCACGUGGUCAUUUGCGUGUCUCGGGCGUUUUGCUCGACGGACCAAGAAAAAAGAGAGACUGCUCGUAGUCUAAAAUCUCCCACUUGCGCUUCGCGAUCGUGAAAAAUUUUGAGCUCGACGUGUGGGCACUGGUCUAUGUCUAUAUUUGCGAUCAUAGAUUUAGCCUAUGAUCACACUAUACUGUCGCGCCUCCACGCGGCACCGUGCCAUCCCCUCGAUAGGGCUUCUAUUACUGUAAUUUUAAAACGAUUUCUGUAACGGAGCGAAGCGGCGGCGGGUCGACCUCUAAAGUGGAUUCAGUCACAUAUAAAUACUUGACAUACUUUAUUGUUUCCUCCCCAAAGGGGCUUUUCAGGAACAAUCAUUAUUCACAAGCAUUACCAUGAUUUAACUAAUUACAACACUUAACUUAGUACUAAUUGUAAUGCUUAACUAAUUACUAAUUACGAUACUGUCUUUUUAAACUUAACUAGGAAUCAUUUACAAAGUUUUCUAAAAGCUGGUUCCUUAAGAGACGUUUAAAAAUGUGAACAGAUUGGAUUAAUUUAAGAAAAGGUUCUAAAUUGUUCCGUUAAUUAAUAGUCCUGUAAUCAAGUUCUCUCAGUAUGGAGACUGUUCUGAAAAGAGAAAUAUUGGAUAGGUAUUCAUACUAUACCGGACAUAGCUUUUUGUGUGGGCACGAAAUGAUAUCCCCUAAAUAGUGUGAACAUGACAUUAGAAUCACGUUUACGAUGAUUAUUUGGCAAUUCAAAUUUCAACCUUCAACUUUAUUCAUUCAUUCACACAUAUAAUUACAACAUUCACGACGGCUUCCACCCGCGUAUAGAAGAGCCGAAUCGAGGCUGGGGAAGAGACACAAAUUUAAAGAAAGUAAAGGAAAAAAAAGAAAUAUUGUUCAAACAGUACCAGCUGUCGUAAAAUAAGAAUUAUGGUAUGAAUUAAGCUAUCUAAAUGACAAUGUGAAUUACACAGAGAAUAUAUAGCUUAAGUCGUGUUCCUGAGCUAGUUAAAUUUAAGUUGAUGCAUGAUUUCAGUGAUUUCAAGAUAGUCAUUAGAUUUAGAUAAAAUUUCAAAGAGCUUACUCCUUAAGCAAUGUUCAAUUUGAAUCACGUGACCAAGUUUUCCGUUUACUUAUACUUUGCUCGUACAGAUUUGCAAGAUUUACUGAGGACAAACGAGUGGCAGUUCCCUAAUUACAACGAAGACCUUGUGGGAGCCAUGGCAGCAUUGUAUCGUCUUCAAGAUACAUACAAUAUAUCAAGUGUUGAUAUGAUAAACAAUAAUAUGCCAGGUAAGCAAAAUAAAAAUUAGGUAGCUAUAAGGCUCGAGUUAUUGUGCUGCCCCGUCACUCCUCUUUCUUGAUCGUGUUCCCACUUUCUCAACAAGCUCGUGCGAAAAACGCUAGCUACGCUGACUACCAGCAGGUCAAACUGCCGAGGAAGUUCACGGUAUUCGCGCCGCACUGAAUAUGGGCCCAAAGGACGGUUUGAAUUAGGACGUCACAUGAUUUUGGGUACGACCCGCCGAUUAACGUAGACAUAGUUCCGUGUGUCGCUUCUUUCCUUCCGGACGGAGAGAAGUGACAACCGGUACGUGAAGUGGCUAAAGCAAAAUAAUGCUUCAGGAGAAUAAAAAAUGAUUUCGUACCUCAAUAAAUUGGUGAAUAAAAAAAAGCAUUUAUAUGUAGGUAUAAAACCAUGCCAAGUCCUGGGGCGUACUCCCUAAAAUGGCCCAUACAGAGAGGCUCCGCCCGGAAGGGGUACCACUCUCAGGCUUCAGGUAUAUGAAAGGGUAGGGAUUCACUGGUUGAAGUACGUGAAAGGGACUGUAAAAUGGCCCAAAAAGGCUAACAGAUGCAUCUUAUGGCUGUCAAAAAGUCAAGAAAACGUUCUGGUUUUGUGAUUUAUUCGUAUUUUUUUGAAGUGUGGUUUUGUACCAGGUGAAUAUCUGACUGCAAAGGCCAUUAUAUUUGGACCCUCUCUAAGAGAUUUCUGUGUUUCACUUUUAGGAUGUGGCCCUGCUCCAGAGCUUUUAGCAGAGGACUGCUUUGAACUAGGGGUGCUGGCUUAUCAAGCAGGGAGAUACGGACAGGGCCUGGACUGGCUUAGGAUGGCAGAUAAAUUGACCCGUCGUGGGAAACACGAAGGAGCAAUAAAUCACACAGAAGUCUUGGAACACUUAGCAUGGGUGGAAUUUAUCGUAAGACAAUUCAAAUCACUCAGUGGCCUAAUUGGCAGAUUAAGGGGGAGGUGACUCGGUUGACGAUCGAUUAGCUAGCAAGGUACCCUUUUUCUGAACAGUAAAAAAUAUAGCGUCGUCUUUUUCACGGAUUUUUUCUGAGGGUAGGGGCGGCUGUACAGAGGACACAAAAAGUCAGGGGCACCCAAUGGAUCUGUUCCUCAAAAUAUCUGUUUUUCAGGCACAUUUUUGCUGGCUGGGAGAUUUGGAAGAAAUAAUUGUCCUUGGAAAGAAAGUGUUGCUGGGAAAAAGAUAAUUCAGGGUGUCAGAGGGGAUUUGAAGUCUAGAAUAGCUGCUACGGGUUACUUGUAUGGGUUGCUUACCACUCAAGAUCUGAAUUGUGCCCUAUGAAACUUCCAAGUAAGUCAGGUUGCAGGUUGUAAGGUUGUUGGCUGGGAACUCUUCCAUCAGUCUUGCUGGGAGUGAGGAACAGAUAAUUUUUUCCAGCAAUCUCCCAAAAUGCUCAAAAUAAUCUCAGAAAACUUUAUUCACGCUUUUUUGUUGUUUUUAGGUCUUUUUCUCAAAAUUUCCCGUUGGGUGCCCCUGAAAAGUUACAGUGAAUAAUAAUGUCAGAAAAAAACCGCUGGGCAGUCAUUACAUAAAGGAUAGAAUAGUGGGCCACUAUCGUCUCUUGAACAACACCUUGAGUUUGUGGAAGGGCAGACUUAGUGUCAAGGAGCCAUCAUAGUCUCUUCUGUAGUCGGUCAAUCCGAGGUCAUACUGAUGCUUCCAGGCCAUGCAAGGACCCGAGCCACUACUAAGGGGACUAGGGCGGGGUCGAACAAUACAGUUCGAGUUCGUGUUUUAGUUUUAAUUUCUUGCUCGAUUCCCACUGCAACUCGAGCUCAAAGUCAACUGGCUGUUAUCAACUAAAAGGUUAUCCCCGACUUUGCAAGCUAAUUUAGUGAAAUCUUUUACUUUAAAAAUCUAAGGCUCGUUUCUUUUCCUUGUUUAGAAAGGGAAUCCGGAACGUUCUCUAAAUCUAACCUUGGAAAUAUUAAAAAAUGGUAAGAUUUCUUUUCCCGGUAUUAAAUUGAAAACUGAGUCUUUCAUUACUUUGUUAAGAGCUGGAAAGGAAUCAUACGUUAUAACGUAUUUCAGAACCUCAAUGUACAUCAGUACUAUAAUUAGUUUCGAUUUCUGCUUACUUAUGAAACGAAGUUUAAGGGAACCAUAUACAUCUUGGAGCGUCAAGCAGGGUGGGGAAAAUGGGGACGCUUACAUUUAUUUAAGCACAUGGGGGGGGGGUAUUUUAUUUAGCGAAAUGGGGCGCUAUACUGCUUUUCAAACAACCAGAAGAUGGUCAAUUCGCCGUAAAGAACUUACACAUAAGGUGAAAGAACUCAAGUACAUGAAGUCAGGAGGUCAUGAGGCCGAAGAUCAAAAACAAAUCUGAACUUCUAGCACGUGAAUAAACGAUACCGGAUCAGUCUACAUGAAGCAAGUGCUGCAGUCGUAGCUAAUUACCACAAUCUAUCAUUUAUUAAUAUUGAUUGUGAAGAGCUAGAAUAAGGGGGAAGGGGCCUUAAUACAUUUUCUUCUAAAAAGAGGCCUUGCAGAGGAUUACAGUAAGCCUUAAUAGAAACGCCCAAAUGCAUAGGUCACCCUCUCCUUACCCUCUCGCCGCCCUCACUACGUAUCUCUCUGGUCCCCUUUUUAGUUUCUUUUUAAAAGAGGAGCGCAAGACAAAAUCUAAACGCAAGGCUGCGUGUACGUUAACGGCCUAGCCCUCCCCAGCUCUCGACUUGUCGAUUCCACCUAUCCAUCUUUGCACACGUCUGGCGACAGUAGCACACUUUAUAAAAUCUGCAACGAACUUUACCUUACAAAAUUGGUUGGUAACAAUGUUUCAAUUGUAGUUCCUCAUAGCAGACAGGCCAAAGAAAAUGUCAUGCACUACAAGCGAGUCGCUGAACAUGGAACCACUGAAACGUAUGAGCAAACAAAGGCUAAGGAGGAGGCAAUCAACACAGCUGCAUUCACACAGGGCGAGUAUGCAACACUAUGCAGGGGAAACACAAGUCAGGUAAUGGCUUUUACUUUUUUCUCCCACAGGCAACCCAAAUUUAUGUUUCGAAGAACACAUUCCUAACAACAAAUUCAUUGCAUUAGCUCGUUAUGUAUAAUUUUUCAGACAUUCCAACAUUUAUGAAAAUCUUAGUCUUUUGUGUCAGUUACCUCAAAAUUCGCUUAUUAGCUAACUUCAUCAUACUCUUUCUAUCUCUAGUAUAUUUUAAGUUGUAUUCCGUACUUUUUUUGAUUAAGCAGGUAACGUGACAGCGAGCUACUGAACGGUCCUAUUGCAGUAGAGAAAGUAUAAAUUAUCGUCACUUUAAUGAGUUCUUUUUCUUACUCAGAGUAUCCCUCAAAGUAACCUCAUUUGCUGGUACGAAAACAAAAAGGACCCUCUGCUCAUGCUCAGACCUGUUAAAGUCGAAAUGGUAUGGCGAAAACCCCGGAUCUUUAUAUUUAGAGACCUCCUGAGCCCUGUGGAAGCAAAACAAAUAAAAGACAUAGCCACGCCCAAGGUGAGUUUUCAUUUAGUGAAGUGCAACCCAUACCCCUUUAAAUUUUGCCUUGAAUAUCUCGUAUUCCAUAUAUCCCUGUAAUCCAAUAACAGUUGACGAUACAAUUUCUUGUAAAAUAUUUUAAGCUGGUUCACGUUUUGAAAAUGUAAGUGCUCAAAAAACAAGCAGAGAAAACAUUGCUUUUUUCUCUGCCUCUCUUUCCUUUCUCCUCGCUAAUAUUUUCCUCUCCUUUUUAUAAAUUCCCUUCUUUAGUGUGAUUUUCGGGCUAAUCGGACGCAAGAAACUUGCGUUUCGACCUAGCUGCAAUUUCCGGGGGAUGAGAGAAAGUGUUUCACAGAUCGAGAGAGGUCUAGCUUAUAUUAGCCCAAUGUGUUUCAUGUUCUGCAGCAUGGCGUUUUUUGUACACGUGACUGACAAGUUGCAAAGGGCCCAUGUUAUUAAUUAUAACCAGGAGUUCAUUUUAUGACCCAAAGAAAGCGGGCGUCUGUUAUAACUGAAAUAAUAACGUUGUUUAAGUGUUUAGAAGGAGGCGGCGUGGUUGAACGGUUAGGGCACUGGACUUGUAAUUUGGAGGCCCGAGGUCAAGUCCUGCCCUGACCGCCAGCUACGGUAGUUCCGAGAUCAAAUCUUCGGCCACGCCUGUGCGGCCAACUGGUCUGCCCCCGGCCAGUUGGGAUUCUUAACCAUGUUAUGUUCCAUUUCAAUUAUUAUUGUCAUUAGAGUAUUAGUGUUAGUGUUUAUGUAUUACCAUUGAUACUUGCGUAGAGAGAAAGAGAAGCAUGAAACUAAAGCCUGUUUUAGUGUAAACUGCGAAUUGUUCCGAUGACUACAGCCGCUGUUAUGGCAUUUUUAUACUCGGUUUAGCCACCUUUAUUACCAACUUAGCUGUUUUAACUACAAAUUUUGUUAAUUUCUUUAACUAUGCCUCAUUUUCUUUGGCCUUGGUAGCUGCAAAGGGCAACAGUAUUUAACAAGGAGACUGGUGAACUUGAAAACGCUGAUUAUCGAGUAAGCAAAAGGUACGGUUACGCGUCAGAACGUUAACUUGUAGGUCUGGCCCCUGUUGUUCAAAAGAUAGAUAGCGCUAUCCAUCGGAUAAAUCGCUAUCCACCGGAUAAGUAUUAGGGAAACCAAUUGCGCUAUCCAGUGGAUAGUUAUUUAUCCAAUGGACAGCGCUAUCCGCAUUUCGAACAACUGGCGCCUGGACGAAAUCCUUGAACAGCAAUGUGCAAUUCAAAUAAAACCUCUUUGGCAGCAGUCACUUUUUACUUUGUGUUUCUCAUUAUUUUGCGACGUGAUAUUUUUUUGCUUUUUUAACUAUGUUAUGAGUCUGGCCUUGAUAGUUAGUCUGAGUACAGAGGCCGAAAUGAAUGAAUGGAAAAAUGUUAGACUAAACUAGUUAUCAAAGUACAUGGCGUCAUGCAAUACAAGACCGUCAGAGAAUAAAAGAGGAUGAAAGAAGGAUGAAUGAACAAAUGAAUUGAAUGACUUGAAUCAAUGAAUCAAUGAAUCAAUCAGCUUUAAUCAAUAAUCAAUCAAUCAAAAAGUGAAGGAAGGAAGGAAGGAUAGAAUGAAGGAAUUAAUUAUAGAACGAACGAAGAAACGAUAAAUAGUAUAAACUUAUAUUAAACUAUACGUUCGGGGAAAAGUGAGCAAAAAUUUAAAAAAAGGGAACAAUAAAUAGGAAGUAAUAUACUGAAGGAGUUUUAUAAUGCAGUGCUUGGCUGGAAAGCGAAGACAGUGAAGUCGUGGCAAGACUGAACAGACGAAUUGGAGCCGUAACAGGCCUGGAAAUGACUACCGCAGAGCCUUUGCAGGUAUUCUAAAUAAGACAAAUCCCCAGUCCCCGUUGUAGUUUCGUUUUCAGUCGUUGCGUUUUCUGAUCCUUAGGUCAUUCUAUAAGUAAAAAUGAAAAAUGAGAAAAACGGAAAGUAACUCAGUAUUUUACCGUACACAUUCAUCUAGCAUGUCUGGGACAGCAAUAUAAUAAUCUUAUACAAGUCAUGAUCAUAUAGUUUAUUUGCGCCCUUCCGUCUCUAUCAAACACGCGUAAAACCAAAACAAACUGCAACAUUCACCAGGUUUCCUGCUCCAAUUAGCCGCAUUUUUUACCGAUGAAGUCGCAAAAUUUGAAAUUUUAGGACGUCUACUAUGAUCGAUAAAAGCCGGAUAUGCGAUUAACAUGACUUUAAACGAGACCAACACUAUAAGCCGAAUAUAUGUUUUGCUCAACUGUUUAUUUAAUGACAAGUACUAUACUGUAUUAUUGCAUUUACCAGAUUGCAAACUAUGGCAUGGCUGGACAAUAUGAAUAUCACAUGGAUUUUGGAGUAAGUAGCAGCCUUCAUCCGUCAUUAAGCCAGAAUUCAGCCCAAUUACCUUCUUUACAUGUAGUGUAAAAGUCAUCAAAUAGGUCGUUCGAAUUUACUGCCGACCACGGCACCCCUGUGAAACUGGGUACGAAUGCUUUUCUCCAGUAGCCUACAUAACCGACGUUUAUUUUUUGCAUGCUCUUCGCUCUCUUUGCGCUUGCCUUGGCUCUCCUGAAAAAAGCAAAAAAAAAAAAGCCUGUUAUGCAGGCUAUUAUCCAGUCUUAUGGUAUAGGAGCAGAACGCCUGGCAAGCUCACUUUCUGUAGAAUUGUUUGUUGGGGUAAUCAGGCCUGCAAUAAUGCCUUUUGGGCUCCUGCUUUUGAUUACACACGCUGCACCGAUUGGAAGUGCGCCAAAAAAGGUGUUGUACAUUUUUGAAGGUUGUUUUUGCAGGUUGGAACAAUUAAGAAGUUCAUGCAAGAUGCAAAUGAAUGGCACCGAUCAAAAACUCUCCUUGGACAAUAGGGUGCCUGCCAGUCUGACCCAUCGCACCGAUCCAGGGGUCAGUGGUUUGUUCCGUAUCAUGCACCAGGCUUAUCCCUUUUUAUUAUUAUUAUUUUUAGGACCCUGGUUCGCCUUUGGACUUAUCUCCGAACGGAAACCGCGUUGCCACAGUUCUUAUUUAUGUAUGUAGAUUCAGAAUGAGUUAUUUUGCUUUAUCUCUUCAGUCUCUUUAUUGCUCCUCGGCGUUAGUAAUCAUUGAUCAUCAUCAACACAAGAAGUGAAUAAAUAAACUAAGAGGGAGAAUGAUUUUGCACGAGAACGAUCAUCGCAGAUAUGCACAUAACUUAAGCAGUUGCGAAAACAAAGCCUCGGCUUUCACAAAGUGACUAGCUCUUAGCUGGCAUGAUAUCUUAGUAAAUAGCGCUGCACCGAUAUUGCAGAGGUCAUGGGUUUGAUCCUUUUCUGUUUUUCUUACCUGCUUGCAAUGCGAUGAUCUUUUCAAGUGAAACUUAAAUGACGAUGACUAAACUUUAUUUCUAUUACCUUAACAGCUGAAUGACGUCAGCGCGGGAGGUUACACAGUAUUUACAAAGGCAAAAACGUAUGUCGCUCCUACUAAGGUAUGAAUUCGAUAACAUUAAUGCAAUUAAUUAUUUUUAGUUAGUAUUGACUAUUUUCGAAUCCCCCAUAAUACACUCUGUUUCCCCUCCAAUGCAGUACUCCCAGUAACCUCCCACGCAAGCGUUCUCAGGGGUUCGUCACGCGUUCCUGCCGCACUAACCUUAGUGGAGCAGGAACGCGUGACGAACCCCGAAGAACGUCUGCGUGGGAGGCUAUACUCCCAGGAGCAUAUGAAAACAAUGGUUUAUGCAAAAUUUGGGGGAGGUGGGCAAACAGAGUGAUAACCAUAUGAAGUAGUACUGGUAACAGCCAACUAUGGAAAGGCUUGCAACCGUAUUUGAAGUCUUUAGACGAGCAUACUCUUCUUCUCAUACGCACCAAAUUUUUUACUUAUCAAAUGAAGCCAUACUCCCGAUCAUCAGAGUCUUAUCUUAGCCCGCCUGUCUCGUCACCUCUCAUUUUGUAAGAAGUUUCAUCCGUCUUAGUUAUCAAAUUCAUUACUACGCCCUACCAAGAGGGGAUCUGUUGGCCCCACACCCUCUCUAGCUAUUUAGGUGUCGAUAGAGGCCUCUUUUCAAUAGACUGUCACGCGCGGUCGCGUUCGUUCGCUCUACUGUCCCUGAGGGAAAAUGAGGGACUACUCGUAGUCUAUUAUUCAUUAGUAAAAUCCAACUAGUGGUCUAUUAUCAAUGCCGCGUUCUGAUUGGUUGAGCUACUACUAGGCUAUAUGUUAUAGCCCACUAGUAGCGAAAAGCGCCGGCUUUAAAAACCAAAACAAUAACGGCUGAAUCGCGUUUUGCUAGCUAAAGUUGUUUUGUCUCGACAUUUUUGACAAACUGGCUGAAUUAUACUAAAACAAUUAUUCCUCUCGCCCUCAUGCCCUCUGAGUCAAUAGCCCAUUCGGCCAAUGGGCUUUGGCCUCAUGGGCUAUUGACUCAGAGCCCAUUUGAGCUCGAAAAAUAAUUGUUAAAAAACUAAAAGUGUUAGAUCCACUUCCUACUAAAUCUGUAAUGUGAUUUUCAGGGGGACGCAGUAUUCUGGUACAACUUAAAAAGAUCAGGUGACGGAGACUAUGAUACAGAGCAUGCAGCAUGUCCAGUCCUUUGCGGCAAUAAAUGGGGUGGGUGUUCAAACACUGAUCAGUUUAAUUUCAAUACACACUGUCUUUUUUGCACGAUGAAUCACUCAAAACUACAAGUACUGGUGGUCUGAGAUGAGUAAAGCAGUCUCAGUAGAUCAAGUUCCACCGAAACCCGCCCGCGUACGCAUCAGUUUAUCUGUGCCUUCCUUUGGUCACUAUCUUGCCCGGCACCUGUCGUUACAUCUGCAACCAACGCCAAAUUAUACGAAAAUCGAGCAGCUUCGUUCCUUUUCAUAUGCUCGUUCAUUUUAUCAGUCACAACACACUCAUUUGUUAAUUUUAUUCAUUUAUUUAUACUCUUAUUUUGUUGUUUUUUAGUUGCAAAUAAGUGGUUACACAUCCGUGGCCAGGAAUUUCGACGAAAAUGCAGUCUUGAUCGUGAUGCCUAA